UAUACAUACACGUAUUAUAAUCACAAAGAAUUUCGAGUUCCUUCCUUUAAAAUUUCGAAAAACGAUUGUAAAUGCUCUUCUCUGCUUUCCGCGCAUUGUCCAUAUACCGUCAAUACUUAUGAACGAGAAUAAGUGAAUCGAAAGAAUCCAGACAAUUUUAUAGAUCAUCGACACUGUUGCUCGAUCUGUGUCGAACGUUUCGUUACGAAGCGUUCAAUGCCGAUCGGACGGUGGCCGAAAAAUCGACGCACCAUCCAUUUGGCCGAAGAAGUUUAGCUGAUCUGGCCCUGAUAGAAAGCAAGUUCGUUAUUAGAACGCGACCGACCGUCGCGGUGGUUACAUCUCGCCGGUGUUGUUUACGUAUCUCGUUCCGUAAUGUUGGAGGGCGUCAAAAAUAUCGUGUUAGUGCUCUCCGGUAAAGGCGGCGUCGGGAAAUCGACGAUUAGCACACAGCUCGCGCUAGCCCUCAAGGAAUCGGGUUUCCGGGUUGGCUUGUUAGACGUCGAUCUCUGCGGGCCCAGCGUGCCUUAUCUGAUGAACCUGGACGGCGAGGAUGUCCACCAGUCCUCCGACGGAUGGGUGCCGGUGUAUGCAGAUAAGGAACAGAGGCUGGCUGUCAUGUCGAUAGGAUUUUUAUUAAAAAACCAGAACGACAGCGUCAUUUGGAGGGGUCCAAAAAAAACUGGAAUGGUCAAACAGUUUCUGACCGACGUCGUCUGGCAAGAUAUCGAUUAUUUAAUUAUCGACACACCGCCAGGAACUUCGGACGAACAUAUCACUGUGAUGGAAACCCUAAGAAAUGUUAAGUCCAUGGGUGCGAUCAUUGUGACCACGCCGCAAGAGGUUGCGGUGGACGAUGUCGUGAAGGAAGUAACGUUUUGCUUAAAAACUGGAAUACGAGUACUCGGCGUUGUCGAAAAUAUGAGCGGCUACGUUUGCCCGUCGUGUUCGGAAUGUACAAAUAUUUUCGCGACGGGCGGAGGAAUAGCGCUUUCCCAGAAGGUAAACAAACCGUUUCUGGCGAAAGUGCCGAUCGACCCGAAAGUCGGGAGGCUAGCGCACUCGGGUCAAAGCGUUCUGGUAACGUUGCCCGACAGUCCAGUAGCCCAAGUGUUCCGGAAACUGGUCGAGGAGCUCACCCAGAGCAAGGAAGCAUGAGGCUGAAAGAUUUGAUCUCUCGUCCACGGAUGCCGAUCUGUGGUGAUCUUUAAAAUUCGCACGGGCCUUCUGCGUGCACGGUCGUGCGCACAUCUUUUUUUAUUACUCCAACGAGGUCGGAUAAGAUAAGUGGAUUCGUAAAGGGGGAAUUGUCGUUUCGGUUUUUAUUAAAAAUACAUAUAUAAUAUGUAUGCACGCGGAACAUCAUACUGGGUCGUCAUAUGUAAUGUAUAUACAUCGAAAUUUUUGUAAAUUUACUCGUCGUCGCUCUAUUUACAAACACGAUGUUACCAAUUAUUUACAAAUCUUAAUUGUUAUACAUAUAUUUGAAAAUAGAAAAAAGAUAUAUUUAUCUUCUA
This is a messenger RNA of Ceratina calcarata, 1517 nucleotides long. It is a transcript of the gene Nubp2, whose product is annotated as NUBP iron-sulfur cluster assembly factor 2. Gene Ontology annotation, molecular function: 4 iron, 4 sulfur cluster binding; ATP binding; ATP-dependent FeS chaperone activity. Gene Ontology annotation, cellular component: cytosol. The record is from RefSeq and is a predicted model, not a curated record. Bases 376 to 1158 code for a protein of 260 amino acids. Gene Ontology annotation, biological process: iron-sulfur cluster assembly. The transcript has 5 exons. Lineage: Eukaryota; Metazoa; Arthropoda; Insecta; Hymenoptera; Apidae.